Patella vulgata (common limpet) is the source of this 3841-nucleotide messenger RNA. RefSeq names its product AP-3 complex subunit mu-1. Lineage: Eukaryota; Metazoa; Mollusca; Gastropoda; Patellidae. Gene Ontology annotation, cellular component: cytoplasmic vesicle; clathrin adaptor complex. The transcript is spliced from 13 exons. The record is from RefSeq and is a predicted model, not a curated record. The coding region runs from base 70 to 1326 and encodes 418 amino acids. Gene Ontology annotation, biological process: endocytosis; intracellular protein transport.
AUAUAUUUCCGGUUGGAAAGCUGUCGACGUUUUAUUUAUUAUGAUUGUAAUAUUUAAUUGAAAAUCAAAAUGAUCCAUAGCCUGUUUGUCAUAAAUAAUACAGGGGAUGUGUUUAUGGAGAAACACUGGAAAAGUGUCAUAAAUAAAUCUAUUUGUGAUUAUUUCUUUGAGGCCCAAGGAAAGGCAUCCUGUCCUGAAGAUGUCUGCCCUGUUAUUAAUACUCCACAUCAUUAUCUGAUCAAUAUUUACAGAAACUCUCUGUAUUUUGUUGCUGUUGUCACAACCGAAGUUCCUCCAUUGUUUGUACUGGAGUUCCUCCACCGAAUCUGUGAUACAUUUGAAGAUUAUUUUAAUGAAUGUAAUGAAUCCAUUUUAAAGGAGCAUUAUGUCAUAGUUUAUGAGAUAUUAGAUGAAAUGUUGGAUAAUGGCUUCCCUCUUGCUGUAGAAUCUAAUGUACUAAAGGAAUUGAUUAAACCUCCAAACUUCCUUCGAACAAUAACAGACACAGUUACAGGAAAAUCUACUGGUGUAAGUGGUAUAUUACCUACUGGUCAACUAUCUAAUAUACCCUGGAGAAGAACUGGUGUUAAAUAUGCAAAUAAUGAGGCUUAUUUUGAUAUAAUAGAAGAAAUUGAUGCCAUUAUUGAUAAAUCAGGCACAACUGUCACAGCAGAAACACAGGGAUAUAUUGAUUGUUUAAUAAAGUUAAGUGGUAUGCCUGAUCUAACUUUAACGUUUGUAAAUGCUCGAUUAUUAGAUGAUGUCAGUUUUCAUCCAUGUGUUCGUUUUAAAAGAUGGGAGAAUGAAAAAAUCCUGUCUUUCGUCCCACCAGAUGGUCAUUUUAGAUUGAUGUCAUAUCAUAUAGGUGCUCAAAAUAUGGUAGCCAUACCAGUGUAUUUACGUCAUACAAUAAAUUAUAGAGAGGGCAGUGGUGGGAGAUUUGAUGUUACAGUUGGACCUAAACAAACAAUGGGAAAAACUGUAGAAAAUGUUGUUUUAGAAGUCCCUUUUCCUAAAACUGUUUUAAAUGUCACGUUAACAGCAAGUCAGGGGAAAUAUAGCUUUGAUCCGGUGUCGAAAAUGAUGACAUGGGACGUUGGAAAGAUUGAUACAGCUAAAUUACCAAAUAUUAGAGGCAAUAUCACAAUCCAGACAGGUUCACCUAUUCCAGAAUCUAACCCAGUUAUAAACGUACAGUUUACUAUAAGUCAGAUGGCAGUAUCUGGUAUUAAAGUUAAUAGAUUAGAUAUGUAUGGAGAGAAAUAUAAACCAUUUAAAGGGGUGAAGUAUAUUACAAGAGCUGGAAAAUUUCAAGUCAGAACAUGAUGAGGAUAAAAUAACCAAGUUAAUUUAUAUUGAAAUGAAGUCAUUGGUAUCAAUUAUAGAUAUAUGUCAUCGGGUCCUACAAGAUAUGUUGAAAUUUUCACAUUUGUACAACAGAGUUAUCACUGUUGACUGUUUUAUAGAUGGUUCAUUAUUUUCAUGAAUACUAAGAUAUAUUCGAAGGAUAUAUUGAUUUCAUUGGCUGAGAGUAAAAAGAAAUAACACAUAUUUUUAUCUACCAACCAAUGAAAUCAUUAGAGAUAUGUAAGUUGUUUGUGAUUAUGGUCAAAAUUUGUACAUACAUUCAUCAGUGCUAACAUAUAGUCCUCAGCUUGCAUACUAAACUUAGGCUGUCUGUCUACAAUUAGCUCUGUUUGAGAACAGACACUAAGCUAGUUGACUGACAUUUAAGUUCUAAAUCAACGAUUUUAGUCGAAAGCACUAAGCAUUUUUUUUUUGGAGAAUUUUUAGACAUAUUUAUUCUGCUUGCAUUUAAUUAAAUCAUAAAGGUUUAACUACCUUUGUGUGCAUGGGAGAUGUAAAACCAGGUAGAACCGCAUUACAAAACAGUAUACUAAUUUUUGGAAAAGGCAGUCAUUUAGGUCAGAGAUCUAUUCUCAAAGUAAAUAGUUCUCGGUGUGCUCAGAUUGUCAUUAUGAGAAACAGUUGUAUUGCAGUCAAGGGUCAAUACUGUUUAGUGUUUUUCACACACUUGAAAACAUGAAGAUGGAUGAUGUGAGUAAUGAAUAUAUACUGUAAAGCAUUGUACCAUGACAUUUAGUAUAUUUUAAAAAUUGAUGGCUUCAAAGUUCAAAUUAAUCUCUGUAUAUGGUUAUUAUUGUGUCAUUAAAUUAUUGUGGAUGAUUUUAUGAAAUUACCACAUAUCGGCCUGGGGUCAAAUUACUGUGUAUCUGCCUGGAGUCAUGUAUCAAUCUAAGGUCAAGUUAGUGAUCAUUAUAAAAAUACUGUGUAUCAUCCUGGGGUCAAAUUAAUAACAGUAUCAUCCUGAGGUCAAAUUACGGUGUAUCAACUGGGGGUUAAUUUACUGUAUAUCAACUUGAGGGUCAAAUUACUGUGCUAUCAGCCUGGGGUCAAAUCACUGUGUAUCAACUGGGGGUCGGCCUUCCAAUGAUAGUAAUGUAAACAGACCACAAGCAAUGUAAUAUUUAAGCAUUAAUAUCAUAUUGUAUAAUGAAUUUAUGAACUGGUACAAAAUGGUUGUACUUAUAUAAUUCCACCAUCUUUAAAUUAUACAUAUAUGUAUAUAUAGUUGUAUAUUUAUUGUUGUUAAAAUAUGUUGUGAAGAGAUUUGAAUCCAAAUCAUUCCCUGCAGACCAGUUUAUUAAAGGAGCUAAACCUCUCUUCUUUAGAAUCUAAAAUUGUUUUUGCCUCAUUCAUCAAAGUGUCUGAUAACAAAUAGUGCUUGAGAAAAUAGAAAAAACAAUGUGGCUCGCGAAUUUUAGAAGUUCAGUGUGUCUUAAAUAUUGGAUAUCAGGAGCCUAUAUUUUCACAGUAAGAUAACAACAUUAAUGUUGAUUUAAAUGGACCAAUAUUCAAAUCGAAUUGGUGUUUUUUAUGUUGAAGAUUCUGGAUAGUAUUGAGUUAAGAGGUUUAGCACCUUUAAAUGUCAGAUAUAGCAUUUCAUAGUCCACCUCCACUCCAUUGCAUACUUACCGAUAGAUAUUUAUAGCUUCAAGAAAUUUUCAUUGUGUUAUAUGGCUAUUUGUAGUUUAAUACCCAAAUACCAAAGGGGAACUACUCUCUUCAUUCUUAUUUUGAAUGAUGUAUAUUUGAAUCAUUUUUUUUUAAAAUUUAUUUUGAGAUCAUUAUCACACCAGUCAAGUACUGAAAUUGUUUUUGUUUUCUUGUAAAUCCAAAGACCAAGAACUUUAUCAUUAACCAAAAAAAGCCAAACCAAUUUGAAUUUUUGUUCUUCCAGAACACCUAUUUAAAAUUUUGCGUCCUAUUUCUUUGGGGGGGGGGGGGGGCACGGUGGCUCACUGAGUAAGACGUUGGAUUUUCCGGCCUAGUUCCCCUUUGUCAGUGAUUUAGGACGGAGGGCCUGGCAAGGGGCAAUGUAUUGGCAUACACGUAAAAGAACCCUUGGCAGUUGCAAUUCGAUAUAAGAGUAGGCCAUAGUGCCGCUGUCCGGUCAAAUUUCCCCCAUAGCACACUACAUGGCGUAUGUCCAGCUUCAUUAGCCCAGUAGGAUGUUAAACCCCAUUUCAUUUCAUUUAUUUCUUUGGGGAAAUAAUUUGAAAAGACAUGUUUCUGGUUCCUUUUCUCAAAAUCUUUUAAUUCCAAUGUUUCAAAAUUUUAAGCAAGAUAUCUGGGAUUAUUUAUCAAAACCCUGAAGAACUAAAAAUUAAAUUUGAUUGACCUGAGUAAUAGAGAAUAAAAAUUCUAACAGGUUCAUGUCUGUAGGAAUAAUGUAGGCCUAUGUUUAUUAUUCAUGUAGGCCUAUUUAUAUUAUUCAUAUUAUUCAUGUACAAAUAAUGAAAUAAACAAUACAUAAAGG